Cajanus cajan (pigeon pea) is the source of this 1318-nucleotide messenger RNA. RefSeq names its product AT-hook motif nuclear-localized protein 8. Gene Ontology annotation, molecular function: minor groove of adenine-thymine-rich DNA binding. Lineage: Eukaryota; Viridiplantae; Streptophyta; Magnoliopsida; Fabales; Fabaceae. The record is from RefSeq and is a predicted model, not a curated record.
CACCUCCUACGCCUCCGCCAACAUCGGCCCCAAUUCCUCCUCCGCCGCCAUCAUGGCUCCCACCACCGCGCGAUUUCCCUUCGCCGCCGUGCCGCCCGCCUCCGAGCCCUUCCCCGCCGCCGCAUACGACGGCCCCCCUUCCCCGAUGAAGGCCUGCUCCACCCUCGCCAAGAAGAAGCGCGGCCGUCCCCGGAAGUACUCGCCGGACGGUAACAUUGCCCUCGGCCUCGCUCCCACCCAUGUCUCUCCUCCUCCCUCCGCCGCUGGGGCCGCCGCCUCCGGCGGCGGCGACUCUGCUGGCACGGCCUCCGCUGACGGUCCGGCGAAGAAGCACCGCGGAAGGCCUCCCGGGUCUGGGAAGAAACAGAUGGAUGCGCUUGGAGCUGGUGGGGUUGGAUUCACUCCCCACGUGAUCAUUGUGGAGUCUGGCGAGGACAUCACAGCAAAAAUUAUGGCUUUUUCUCAGCAAGGGCCUCGCACAGUUUGUAUUCUUUCUGCUAUUGGUGCAAUCUGUAAUGUCACCCUUCGACAGCCUGCAUUGUCUGGUGGUAUUGCUACAUUUGAGGGCCGAUUUGAGAUUAUAUCUUUAUCAGGUUCUUUGCAGCUAUCUGAAAGUAAUGGUGAACGUAGCAGAACAGGCACUUUGAAUGUAACCCUGGCAGGGUCUGAUGGACGUGUUUUGGGUGGCGGAGUUGCCGGAAUGCUAACUGCAGCAUCAACUGUACAGGUCAUUGUGGGUAGCUUUAUCGUGGAUGGGAAAAAAUCGAGCUCGAAUGUCCUGAAAUCUGGGUCUUCUUCUGCACCACCACCCCAUAUGCUAAACUUUGGUGCACCUACGACCCCAACUAGUCCUACCUCUCAAGGGCCUUCAACUGAGUCCUCUGAAGAACAUGAUCAGGCUCCUUUUUGUAGAGCCCCUCCUGGACCUGGACUCUUCAAUAAUGCGAGUCAGCCCAUUCAUAAUAUGCCAAUGUACCAUCAUCCUCUAUGGGCUGGCCAAACUCAUCAGUGAAGAUGUGACUUCAGAUUAACAGUGCAGAAGCAGGGUAUUUUGCAUGAUGCCUGUUCAAAGUAGUGGCUAGAGGCCAAUUCUAAAAUGCUAACUGCAUUUUUGAGACUGACUAUAGAACAGUCUAUCUUAAGGUUAAGCUUUUCAGUUAACUAGGAUUUAUUUUUCUUAUUUUAAUUCUAUAAUCGUAACAUUUCUAGUGAUGAUAGCCAAGGAUAUGCAGCCCAUUAUCCGAAGUCUGUCAUUUUAAAGUUUGCUGUAUGCAUUCCGCAGUUGCAGCAUUAGCAGAAUCAGAAUUUUAGCUCUCCA